UGAUCAUGAAUCUGGGUGAUGGUUUAUGAAUGAUGGUGAUGACAGCAUCCUCCUCGACUGUCGCUCCCAUGUUCUAACACCUGCGCAGCUGCCGGUAAUUCAUACAAUUUUAUCUGAUGCGGAUCGCUGCUGGCUUCACUGUCUAUACCCAAUGGUCUGUACGGACGAACUGCCACCAUUUUAAACUCUUUGAAGACAAACUUGGAAAAUAUAAGAAUAUGCUAUUUGUGGGCACGCUGUUAAUUGAGGAUUACAGACACCUAAAAAGCAGAGUCGUUUGGUUGGGGUUGCCUUUGUUUCCUGUUGAGAGAGUAGAGGACUGAUGCUGCCUCGAACACCCUCCUCAUCAGCAGAGCCGAUUAUAAACAUUUAAAAAAUUGUCGGAUGAUCGAAACUGAGCGGAAGAUCUCCGAGGCUCGCUCUUGGACCAUCCACUCAUCUGUAAGAUCCUUUAUAAAUAAAUAAAUAAAUAAAUAAAUAAGGGGACGGGAUAUUGUUUUAAUAGGAUAAGGCAAUUACCAGAUGAAACCCCACUACAGGACCUCAACGUAAAGAACCUGAUUAAACCGCCAAUAACCAUUGGACAGAGUCUGUCAUAGGGGAGAUAUCAAAACCUCAGUAACACGCACGCACGCACGCACGCACGCACGCACGCACACACACACACACACACACACACACACACACACACACACACACACACACACACACACCAUCAUUCCUGAUGGCGCUUGAAGACUCUUCCUUCCCCUCGCGGCCAGAGUCCCUCUCUCUGCCCGUGGUGGAGAAAGGGAAGGGACCAGUGGAAGAGGCUAGCGAGGUGACGGCCUCCACCGGAGUGUUUGAUGUGUCUGAGGAUCUGGGCCAUGUGGUUACCACGGAUACCGCCCAGCCUGGCGUUAACAGAUCGUGGAAGUCCAAGUUGGCAGAGAGGCAGGCCAAUGCAGCAUCCGAGGAGUACGUUAAGAAGCUGCCUCGGGUGGUGGAGAAGGAGCGGGGUAGAUUUGGCUGGGCCAAGAGACGUAAGACUCAGCGCUAUGUGGAGAAGAAUGGUCGCUGUAACGUUUCACACGGCAACAUGAGGGAGACGUACCGUUAUCUGACAGAUAUCUUCACCACGCUGGUGGACCUCAACUGGCGCUGCUCUCUCUUCGUCUUCGUCAUGGCCUAUGCCAUCACCUGGCUCUUCUUCGGGGCCAUUUGGUACCUGAUAGCCUACCUCCGAGGGGAUCUAGAUCAUCUGGAGGAUGAGACAUGGACACCCUGCGUCAACAACGUGAACGGCUUCAUCUCGGCCUUCCUCUUCUCCAUCGAGACAGAGACCACCAUUGGUUACGGCCACCGUGUCAUCACUGACCAGUGUCCAGUGGGCACCAUGCUACUCCUGCUCCAGGCCAUACUGGGAUCUAUGGUCAACGCCUUUAUGGUGGGCUGUAUGUUUGUGAAGAUCUCUCAGCCCAAUAAGCGCGCGGAGACCCUGGUGUUCUCUAAGAAUGCAGUGAUCUCUCUGAGAGACGACAGACUGUGUCUGAUGUUUCGGGUGGGGGACCUGCGCAGCUCGCACAUUGUUGGAGCCAACAUGAGGGCCAAACUCAUAAAGUCUAAACAGACUCAGGAAGGUGAGUUUAUCCCUCUGGACCAGACAGACAUCAGUGUGGGUUUUGAAACGGGGGACGACCGCCUGUUUCUGGUGUCUCCACUGGUCAUCUCCCACGAGAUCGACUGCCGCUCGCCCUUCUGGGACAUGUCUCAGGGCCAGCUGGAGAAGGACGACUUUGAGAUGGUCGUCAUCCUGGAGGGAAUGGUGGAGGCCACUGGUAUGACGUGCCAGGCGCGAAGCUCUUACCUGGCAGACGAGGUCCAGUGGGGUCACAGGUUCAGUCCGAUGAUGUCACUGGCCGAAGGCUUCUUUGACAUUGACUAUGGCGCCUUCCAUCAAACCUUUGAGGUGGACACUCCCUCCUGCUCAGCGCACGAACUCUCAUUAGCUGCGGCCCGAUUGGAGGCUCAUCUCUAUUGGUCGAUCUCCAGUAAACUGGACGAAGAGAAAUGGGAGGGAUCUUCUCUGACCAAUCAAUCAGGGAAGCAGCUAGACAAUGGGAAAGGAGGGGUCGUCGGCCCCGUUUCAUUUACUGUUGGUGAGAUCACUGGAAUAGAAGAACAAUCCGGACCAGGGGAGUUGAAUGGAAGUGUCACCACUGACCAGUCAGAAUCAGAGGCCUAAAGUAGAUUGGGGCACCCUAUCCCCUAUGCAGUGCACUUAUUUUGAGCAGAGCCCUGGUCCACAGUACUAUAAAUGUCAUGACAGGAUGAACCACAACUGCAGUACUGUAAAUGUACUUUUAGCUAAUGUAUAACAUACAGCCAUAGAACAUUUUUCCCCAAGGGAGAGUUGGGUGGUUUAAAUGGUCCAUUUUGCUCCUUCUUUGCUGUGUUGGAUAACAUUGACUUGGACAUGACAAAUUAUAUCAAUUCAAUUUUGUCUUUCAUUUUAUUAUUACCAUGAAUAUCUGUGCUUCACUAUAAUUAUAUUAUAUUGUUAUAGCUCCAAUAUCCGCUGCCAACAAUAUACAUUAUAUUAAUUAAUACUUUAUUUUAAUUUUUUAAGAAUUAAGUAUUGACAAUUCUUUGUCAGGAAAGGGGAUGUUGUUGAGCCAGGUGAGAAUGUUCAGAGACAUAGAAAGAGAACUGUGUUUUGGAAUGUUCUGGAACGUUCAGAGACAUAGAAAGAGAACUGUGUUUUGGAAUGUUCUGAACUUUCAGAGACAUAGAAAGAGAACUGUGUUUUGGAAUGUUCUGGAACGUUCAGAGACAUAGAAAGAGAACGGUGUUUUGGAAUGUUCUGGAACGUUCAGAGAGAUCGAAAGAGAAGCAUGUCAUGUGUUGGCUGAAUUGGGGAGUCAAUGUAUAAAAGGAAUUAUGUAUUAUGGAUAGUGUGAUAGAAGAGAACAUGUAUGGUUUUUCACUUUAGCAUGUAAAGAGCAUAUCAAGGAAUUGAUUUAAAUAGUAUCUCUAAAUCUCUUUAUCUCUAAAAAAACAAGGAUUGUUUUAAAAGAUUAUAUAGAAGUGUACAUUAUGAUUACAUUAAAACAACCACCAUCUUGUGAUUAAUUUAGAUGUAGAAUCAUUACUGUGUUAACAAUUUUAAAGGGAUAUAUCAUAUGUAGCUUAUCACUGACCAUGUCCCAACUGGAGACUAGUGGAAGUAUUCAUCUAACAAAACAAAGUAUUUUCUCUCUUGGGAAUGUUUCUGUGUGAUUUCACGUAGAAAGUAAGUAGCACAAUGAAAUAUUUUCUUUCUAUAGCCUCUUAGGAUUUAAGCACAACUGUGUUCCGCUCUGCUCACCCCAACCUCGUGCUUCUGCUGCUGUGUACAUAGGAGACUUUUUACUUGAUGUUUUUAAUAUAGAAAGAAAAUCUGAAUUAUUAUCUAUCAAAAUUAAUAAACUAUAUUCCACACCAA
Oncorhynchus gorbuscha (pink salmon) is the source of this 3463-nucleotide messenger RNA. Its product is annotated as G protein-activated inward rectifier potassium channel 3-like. Gene Ontology annotation, biological process: regulation of monoatomic ion transmembrane transport; potassium ion import across plasma membrane. The record is from RefSeq and is a predicted model, not a curated record. Gene Ontology annotation, molecular function: inward rectifier potassium channel activity. The transcript is spliced from 8 exons. Gene Ontology annotation, cellular component: plasma membrane. Lineage: Eukaryota; Metazoa; Chordata; Actinopteri; Salmoniformes; Salmonidae. The coding region runs from base 725 to 2224 and encodes 499 amino acids.